AUGGGUCUCGUCGCGGUGUUGUUCGUGGUGGCGGCGGCGGCGGCGGCGAGCGGCGGCGUGGUGCCCGUGGCCGCCCCGGCGGCGGCGCUGGUGCGGGCCGAGUACCCAGACGCCCGCCCGCAGUACCAGUUCGCGUACAGCGUGGAGGACGCGCUGACGGGCGACUCCAAGGCGCAGGAGGAGACGCGCGACGGCGGCGUGGUGCGCGGCAGCUACAGCCUCAUCGAGCCGGACGGCGCGCGCCGCACGGUCGCCUACUACGCCGACCCCGUGAACGGCUUCAACGCCGUGGUGCAGCGCGACCUGCCCGUCGCCGUGCCGGCCAAGGUCGUGGCCCCCGUGGUGGCCCCUGUGGUAGCCCCGGCGCCGGCCAGGAUCCUGGCGGCCGGCCCGGCGCGCCUCAUCGCCGUCUAGGUCCCUGGUCUAUCUCCCUCCCGAGGCGAGCUCAGGGCUUCAUUCCCCGGCACUUCGAUCUCAGAGCUCCCCCUUCACCAGUGGACACCAACCUCCCACACUCCGCAGCCGUUUCCUCGUCAACCUUUAUCCAACCAGUGUAACCAAGUUAGUUAAACUGUAAAAACAAGUUGUUUUUUUUACUCCUCCUGCAUAAAUUUUAAGAAAACUUAAUCAACGUUGUGAAAAAUUUUUUAGACGAACGAGCAUGGCAGUUUUUAGAAACUCGCGACGUAAUUUUCAAACCGAGAACGUUCUUUCUUGAGUUGUUUUAGAACCUCGGACGUGGCCUACACAUUACGGCUCCAUUCAUGGUACUCAGUUCGUGAAGGAAAUAAUUCGAACGUUGCGAAAUUAUCUUGUUAGUUAGGUCUGCAGUGAUGGAAAAAAAUAAAAAUUAAUGUUAACUCUUCUCGUUAGAAAAAAAAAUCGAUUGCAUGUUUCCAUAUCCCUCGCGUUUCGGCGUUCUCGUGCGGUGCCUUCGCAGAGAAAAGGAACGCAUGUGAGUUCCGUCGUGCUGGCCGUUCUGCCGUGCUCGUAGUAAGGUCUCGACACAGCCUGCCAUGUGUGACUUCUAGUCAGCGGCCCAUGUCUCGUCACAGCCCCGGGGUCCGGUACUGCUCUGCCUCUGCUGCACAGGUUCGCGUUCCGAAGUCAUGGAGUUACUGAACUGUCGGGAGAGGGCAUUGCUGCGGCGUGGUUGAAGUCAUUUUCCUCCUCGUCACCGCCAUGCUGCAGCGCGUGAAACAUCGCGUUCGAUGACGGUUAAAAAGCAGCCCAUUAAUCAUAAAUUCCUUUCGUUAAACACAGAUACUUCCUUUAAAACAGUUUCCACAAUGUAAACACUAACACUUCAGCCAGUUUUUUUUUUUUUGGGUCUCCCGCGAACAUGAGCUGGACAAAAUGCGGCUUCACGCCGUAUCCAUGAGUGCAAUGCAUGCAUAGACACUCCUUGGUUAUAAUGACCACUAAGCUUUAGUUCUACAAUAGUUCGAUAUGGCCGCUCGUCAUUUAGAACUUAACAAUGCCUUGGGCUAUGUUUCUUACACUCAGUCUUCUGGCAAGUGUCAAAACAGUCUUAGUCCAGAUGUUAGUUAAACUGUCGCUAAAUUAAUUGGGGAAUUACUCUGAAUUUUUUUUUGCUGAUCAGGUCGUUUAAAUUUUUUUAACAGCAUGCAGAAGUGCCAAAUAAUCCCCGUUGUCCGGGCAAAAGCUUUGGAGAUUUAUUUCUUCCCAAAUAUUUAGUACAUCAGUGUCAACCGCCGGUGAAUCACAUUUAAAAAAAAAAAGGUUGACUCACUCGUUCAGACACGGUGCGUGUCUCUGGUGUUCUGCUAGACUGUAGUCGUGAUCCACAUGAACUGGAUGGUGUUUAUUCCCCGCUGUGAUCUUGAACAGAUGGCUGGCCCUAGUAGUAUCUGACGGCGCGUUCACCGAGACUUACGCAAAACAGUUCUGGAAAUAACUCAGCACAGUCAGUCCACUUGGCGUAAUGUCCGCUGACCAAUAUCACGGGCGCAGAUGUGGAACUGACAAAUGCCUAAAAUCAAAUAAAACAAAAGUAAUAAACUGAAUUCCCUCCCGCCGAAACAUAAUACUAAUAAUAAUAGCUUAUAUUCACACGCACCAAAGAAAAUGCCUUAUUGCGUGUUAGGAGCGUUGAUUGAACAUGGUUCCCAUACGUUCUAAGCUUAAUUGUUCUACCGGAAAUUUGUAUCUUUCGCUUGUUCUCUAGUGUUUAAUUCACGAUAUUACAUUUGGUUAUUAUAGUCAAGUUAAUAUAAACGCCCGUGUACCAGAUUCGUUGUAAGCAACGGAAUUUUUUAUCGCACUCACGGAAAACCUGUCAUGCAGUUUUCGCGUAUAUCUCUAUUUGUAAAAUAAAAAUUUUAUUCAGGUACUUUCGUGUUAUGUAUUUGUUGGUAGGCUGUGCCGAGAGUGUUCAACAUAGUUAAAUCUUCUAGUAGAAAAGUUUUCACAAACCGGAUCGUAUUUAACCAAUGAUGGGGGGUUUUAAUCCUGAACCAAGUGACCCUGAGAUUUGCAAACCCAUGACAUUAUUCGUGUCGUCUGGACUCUGAUCUCUCCUCGGCCAUGCCUUGAUGUUGCUCAACUUGAUCGCCACAUGUUUCCCAGUAUUCUUUUACGAAAUAAGUGUUUUGUGCAUUAUCGACCAAUGUUCUUUUUGUACUGUUAGUGUAAUACCUCUAUAUAUUUCUUGUACUAUUUUGUAUCCAUCUGUAUGGUUUUAGUGUAAUUUUUGUACUGCUGUUGCAAUAUUUUUGUAAAUAUGUUCUUUUUUAUAUCAUAGCAAUAAACUACAAUUCGAAUUUGAA
Messenger RNA from Bacillus rossius redtenbacheri, 2789 nucleotides. RefSeq names its product cuticle protein 21-like. Lineage: Eukaryota; Metazoa; Arthropoda; Insecta; Phasmatodea; Bacillidae. The record is from RefSeq and is a predicted model, not a curated record. The transcript has 2 exons. Gene Ontology annotation, cellular component: extracellular matrix. Bases 1 to 414 code for a protein of 137 amino acids.